AUGGCAUCCGACGCCCCGGGACAGAACAACCCGAAACCGCUCCGCGAGACGACCCUCCCGCCCCUCCUCAUCAACCCGCGCAAGCGCAUCCCGCUCCUCAAAACAGCCACCCACCACCCAAUCCCGGAGCCAACCCUCCCCGUCCAGCACAGCAAAACCCACCCGGCGCAAGCCCCUGACGCCAGCAGUUCUUCUGCCACAACAGCCUCCAUCUUCUUCAUCGGCACAGCCACCACCGUCCUCUCGUACGGCGGCGGCACCAGCAGCGGCAGCGGCGGCGGCAUCCGGCUGCUGACGGACCCCAACCUGCUGCACGCAGGCGACCACGUGCACCUGGGCCCCGGGGUGCGCGCGACGCGGCGGACGGAGCCGGCGGUGGCGGACCUGGGCGCGGUGCCGCCCGUCGACGCGGUGCUGCUGUCGCACUACCACGAGGACCACUUCGACCGGGAGGUGGAGGCGCGGCUGAGCCGGGACGUGCCGAUCCUGACGACGGCCCAUGCCGCGGGGUGUCUGACGCGGGGCCGUGAUGAGCCGUUCCGGGCCGUCCGAGCGGUUGGUGUGUUUGAGGCGGUUGUUAUCAAGCCCGAGGGGGGAACGCAGGGGGACGGGGGAAAGGGGAAGGGGCGGAGGAUGGAGGCCGUCAGGGUGACUGGCUUGCCGGGCAAGCACGUCCCGCCGGGCCCGCUCGCGGUGGUGAAUAAGUUGCUCGGGGCGGUGCCGCCGACGAACGGGUGGCUGGUGGAGCUGGGGUGGGUGGAGGAGGCUGCGGGCGGCGGCGACGACUUCCGUUCGGGCUACCGCAUUUACAUCUCGGGCGACACGCUGUAUGUGGACGAGCUGAAGGAGAUCCCGGCGCGGUUGCGCGGUGACAGGAUCGACCUGAUGCUGGUGCACCUCGGCGGCACCACGAUCCCGGGGCCCGACAUGCCGCUGGUCAUGGUCACCAUGGACGCGGAGCAGGGCGUGCGGCUGAUGCGCCUGGUCGACCCGGACGUAACGGUGCCGAUCCAUUUCGACGACUACGACGUGUUUUGCUCGCCCCUGGACGACUUCAAGAAGGAGGUCGAGGCCGCCGGGUUCGGCGACCGUGUCGUGUAUCUGGACCGGGGGGACGAGUACCGCUUUGCGGUCCCGGAGACCUAA
Messenger RNA from Thermothielavioides terrestris NRRL 8126, 1146 nucleotides. RefSeq lists its product as uncharacterized. Lineage: Eukaryota; Fungi; Ascomycota; Sordariomycetes; Sordariales; Chaetomiaceae. The transcript has a single exon. The record is from RefSeq and is a predicted model, not a curated record. Bases 1 to 1146 code for a protein of 381 amino acids.